Molecule: messenger RNA, 573 nt
Organism: Budorcas taxicolor (takin)
Lineage: Eukaryota; Metazoa; Chordata; Mammalia; Artiodactyla; Bovidae
Gene: IL22
Product: interleukin 22
Exons: 5
Coding region: 1-573 (190 amino acids)
Cellular component (GO): extracellular region
Source: RefSeq, a predicted model, not a curated record
AUGGCUGCCCUGCAGAAGUAUGUGAGCUCUCCCCUCGGGGCCGCUCUGGCCGCUGGCUGCCUCCUUGUCAUGGUGCUGUGCGCCCAGGGAGGAGCGGCUGCACCCAUCACGUCGCACUGUAGGCUCAACAAGUCCGACUUCCAGGAGCCCUACAUCUUCAACCACACCUUCACUCUGGCUCAGGAGGCUAGUUUGGCAGAUAACAUCACAGAUGUUCGUCUCAUUGGGAACAAAUUGUUCCAGGGAAUCAAUCAGGUGACGAAGCGCUGCUAUGUGCUGAAGCAGGUGCUGACCUUUAUUCUUGAAGAGGUGCUGUUCCCCCGAUCUGAUGAAUUCCACCCCCAUAUGAAGAAGGUGGUGCCCUUCUUCUCCAAGCUCAGCAAGAAGCUGAGCCAGUGUCAUAUUGAGAAUGACAACCAGCACAUCCAGAGAAACGUACAGAAUCUGAAGAACACAGUGAAAAAGCUUGGAGAGAGUGGAGAGAUCAAAGUCAUUGGAGAACUGAACUUGCUGUUUAUAACCCUGAAACGUGAAUGUGCUCAAGUAGAGCAAGGCUGGAAUAUGGAUUACUAA